GCCAGUGUACGCUCGAUCGAUUCGCAUAAAAGCACAGCGCCGCAAGGGCUACAGGAUCUUUGAUUCGCAUAUCACGUAUAGAGGUCAUCGUCGAUAUCGAGUGCACAGUGCAGACGCAAAUAUUAGACAGACUUUUCAGAUUCCUUUUCGAUCUUUUGCCGGCCAGACAAGGCACUGCAGGUUUCAGUUCUUUGAGUUUGACCAAUCGUCACGGAGGAGGCUGUUUUUUUUUUUUUGGAUUUGCCCAGUAGACGACACUGCAAUCGACAAUGAAUUCUACCUUGAUCACUGUUAUCACAUAUUGUGGAGCUGUGAUUUCAGGCCUGGCUGUGUUGGAGAAUCUACUGGUGAUAGUGGUGCUAGCAGCAACCAGCUAUCUCCGCAUCAAGUACUUCACCUUCGUCUUCAAUCUCGCCCUGGCCGACCUGGGGUUUUCUGUGAUGCUAAUUGCCUAUGCCCUAAAUCGAGAUCAUGUUUUUUCUGCCCUUAUGCAGUCGUUUUUGUUUGUUGCUGUGCUGAUGAUUUUAGCAGUGGCUGUGAAUCGUUAUUUGACACUGACUAUCUCGCCGCCCUCUCGCUAUGAUGCGUUGGUGACGCCAUGCCGCCUGGCAAUGGUUUGCCUUCUUCUUUGGUGUUUCUCCUUCGCACUUAAUGUGCCGGUAGUCUUGGUGGCAUCUAAAGAUGUUCGCUUGAUUCUAGCAGCGUGGUUUAGACCUCCAUUCGUACUCGUCGUGUGGAUCGUGACCGUUGUGCUGUACCUCAUUGUCUUCAGAAAGAUCAAUAGCUAUACCAGUCUUCCCACGAUUCCAUCAAGCCCAGUUUACGGCACCAAUAACCCAGACAUGACCGAACAGUCCCCCCCUCGUGUUGGCCAGACCCGUCGCCUGAUGAUCACUUUCUCCAUCAUUCUUGUGACAUCAUUCAUUUGUUGGACCCCUUUCAACAUCGCCCAGAUAAUGGAGUAUUUCAUCAAAACUGGUCAGAGCACAAUCUCCGAUGAUACCCUCAACAACUUCAAUACAAUUGGCGCUUUUGUUUAUUGUCUGUCUCCAGCUAUCAACCCGCUAAUCUACUGGUGGCGUUUGGAUGGUUUCAGGCAGGGCUUCAAAGGACUGUUCUGUUGCUGUCUGCUUCAGAAACCAGAACAACUGGUUGAAGAAAUUGUUGAUGAUAACGAAGACCAGCAAAAUACUGAACCCAUUGGUUAAACCCCCCCCCCCCCAC
Molecule: messenger RNA, 1224 nt
Organism: Patiria miniata (bat star)
Lineage: Eukaryota; Metazoa; Echinodermata; Asteroidea; Valvatida; Asterinidae
Product: melanocortin receptor 5-like
Exons: 2
Coding region: 270-1208 (312 amino acids)
Biological process (GO): G protein-coupled receptor signaling pathway
Cellular component (GO): membrane
Molecular function (GO): G protein-coupled receptor activity
Source: RefSeq, a predicted model, not a curated record